Procambarus clarkii (red swamp crayfish) is the source of this 2222-nucleotide messenger RNA. RefSeq names its product dnaJ homolog subfamily B member 9. Gene Ontology annotation, cellular component: endoplasmic reticulum; nucleus. Gene Ontology annotation, molecular function: misfolded protein binding; protein-N-terminal asparagine amidohydrolase activity; protein-folding chaperone binding. The record is from RefSeq and is a predicted model, not a curated record. NCBI's taxonomy places the organism in Eukaryota, Metazoa, Arthropoda, Malacostraca, Decapoda, Cambaridae.
GAGGCUUGAGCACUGGUGGCAGACACUAGCAGGGAGGUCCACGUCGUGUUGUCGUGCACCUUAUUACUGGCCCAGGACCAGCACCAGGGCCUCCACCCCGGCACUACACCACCAGUACCAGCACCAGUCACGCCAGCCGUCCUCCACCCUGGCAGGAACACUAGGGCACGUCCCUGGACACGUCUCACUAAAGACAAGGUAGUGCUCGAGUUCAGCUACUUCAUAUUGACAUAUAAUUCAAGACCGUGUGAAUAUUAGUCAUGGAUCUGUGGUUGGUGUGGUCAUGCAUUUUGCUGACUAUGGCUGCCAUAGCCUCUUGUGUGAAGGACUUCUACGAGGUGCUUGAAGUGAAAAGGGAUGCAAGCGAAAAAGAAAUAAAGAAAGCCUUUCGUAAGCUGGCCAUUCAGUACCAUCCUGAUAAAAACAAGGAAAAGGGUGCAGAGGCAAAAUUCAGAGAGAUUGCAGAAGCUUAUGAAGUUCUCUCUGAUGAAGAUAAACGAAGAGAGUAUGAUAUGGUGGGUCAUGCUCACUACACAAAGCAGACCGGAGGAGAACGACCCGCUGAUCAUACCUUCCACUUCAACUUUGACGACCUCUUUGCUGACUUUGACAACUUUCCCGGCUUUGGCGGAAGCUUUGCUAGAGACAUCGAUGAUGGCUUUAUGGACAUGGAGGACUUCUUUGGUGGUAGUUUUGGUGGUCACCACUUUGGCUCCCAUGAUUCAUUCUUUGGGGGUGGACACUUCCAGCAUGCUGACCACAUGAGGAGACAUCAAGAGGCUCAUCAGCGGGCGCACCAGCAGCAUCGUUUUCAUAAUCAACAACCGCCACCACCACCACCGGACUUGAAUCAAGCCAAUUUUGCUCAUAGUGGCGCUACUGGUGGGAGGACGUGCAGAACGGUUACACAAAGGGUUGGCAACAUGGUUACUUCAUACACCACGUGCAGCUAAAUAUUCAAUUUUAUUAUGGUUUGAAUCGGAAACCACAUCACGAAUAUUGGAAUAGUCUUACCAGUUGGUGUAACCCAGUAGUAGCUGUGGUGCAAUACUAUAGGGGGUGGCCUAAUUUGGUCAUAUCACAGUAUACCGUGUAAUUGUAUAGUUUUGGGUGAUCAGUAUAGUCAUGCCAGGGUAUUCAGCAUUAGUUGGUAAAAAUUUUGAUUUUGGGCACUUGAAGCUAGAAUUAUUUUCACCGAUAUUGGAAAUGAACACUUCCAUCAAACUCAUUGUUGCUGGUAUUAAUACAUUUUAAAUUGUAUGUAACAUAAACAUUUUCAUUAUUAGUAGUCAGUGGAUAGGUAAACAUACAGGUAAUGUCUGUAAUGAAGCAAAGACAGUAUACGAGCUUACUUCUAAUAAUGAUUUUUUGAACAAGUCUUAUUAUUGUGCUGUGCAGAGGUUUCGAUACAACUUAGAGAUGUGCUUUACACAUCAAAACUUAGUUUUCAUGUGUAAAGUUGAUUGUUUUUUCCACAAUAUUGAUAAUAGCAUGCAAAGUACUGUAUACAUAGUGCUCUUGCAUCAGUGUGGUUAUUGUGCAUUCCGCUUCAUGUGAAGUGGGGAAAUAUAAUUUAUUGCCCUAGUAACUAAGAGAUAAUUCAACUUUUUAAUAGUGGAACACACAAUUUCCAUUUUGUGCAAUAGUUGGGCAGAUACUCUGAUAAAUGAUAUAAAAUGUCAGUUUGUAAUAACUCUGGAACUAGUCACUAGGUUAGUUUAAGAUGUAAGAAAAAACAUUUCUUUUGAGAUACUUGCUUUUUGAAUAAUAUUAAACCCAUGUUGGAUGAAAUUUCAUUUUCUAAUCUUUCAUCGUGCUUUAUAUAUUUAUGCUUGUACAUGUUUUCAUUUUGUGAGUUAUCAUACAUCAUGAUUAUUAAAAUAAAUACUGUAUUUUGGUUACUGUAAACAAAGUGAUGGUAAUGUAUGGGCAACCACUUUGAUGAUGUAGCCUUUAUUGUUACUACCUCCAAAAUGCAUGCUAAAGUCAGAUGGAGGGUUUCUCUUGACCAAAACUGGAAAUAUUACUAGGAAAGUUAUGACUCGGUGUGAUGAAUAUGGUGUAUAAAAUUUGGUGAUGGAUUUGUUUGGUGUCCUGUCUGUGAUAUAUCAUCUUUGUAUAGUAUCCUUUGUGGAAUUGAGGGUUUGAAUAUAUGCAGAAACUUUGUAUAUACUGUACUGUAUUGAAAAUAUAAAAUAUAUUAUUUUCAUAUAAAUGUAUUC